Arvicola amphibius (Eurasian water vole) is the source of this 2145-nucleotide messenger RNA. RefSeq names its product ceramide kinase like (gene Cerkl). NCBI's taxonomy places the organism in Eukaryota, Metazoa, Chordata, Mammalia, Rodentia, Cricetidae. Gene Ontology annotation, molecular function: kinase activity. The record is from RefSeq and is a predicted model, not a curated record.
AUGUUCCGGGGGAAGCGCAGGAGCCGGGUGGGCGCCCUGGAGGAGGGGACUCCCUUCGCGUCCCCGCAGCUCCCAGAAGCGGUGGCUGAGCGGGUUCUGCUUCGGGGCAUCUUCGAGAUCCAGAGGGAAAGCUGUGACGUGGUGCUGGGCGAGAGGACCCUUCGGUGGCGGCGCAUCCAGCCCGAGCUCCCGGCGGGAGGUUCCAGGUGUCACCUGCCAGGCAGAGAAGAGUCCAUAGAACUGGAAGGCAUCUUUUCUGUGAAGCUGAAGCGGCGCUGCUCUGUGAAGCAGUCGAGCCAAGGCACGCUCCUGGGCAUCACCCUUUUCAUCUGCAUGAAGGAGCAGCCAAACAAGCUCAAGGAUUCUACGCUUGAUCUUAUCAACUUGAGUGAAGACCACUGCGACAUAUGGUUCAGAGAGUUCAAGAAAAUUCUGGAAGGUAACACACAAGCCUGGAGUAAUUGGGUGCAGGGCAAUGAAAAUGAUGUACUCUGGGGGUUAGCAAAGAAAGGCUCCUGGGAGGAUGUGGGGUUUGGAGUCAGCCUUGAAAAAACAAAGGGCAGAAUUUUGAUUGUUAAAAUGUGUCUGAAACUGAAACAAAAGCACCUGAGUGGAGAAGGCCCAGCUUUGGCAUCUGCCACAGUAAAUGGAUGGAGUCGUCAUAAGGAGCUGAACCGGCCCCAGAGGAGCCUCUGCUGUAUUAGCACAGCUCUGUGUGGAGCGGGUGGGGGGCACCCAGGGCACAGGUGCCAGAACCCUGCAGCAGAGGACUUGAUGGUGAGAGAUGCAGAAGGUCUGGGAGCCAGAGUUCUCAGAGCUCACGGAAGUACACGAACUGGAAAAAAGCAAGACGUUCGGAAUGGAUGGGGUCUUAGCAUGUGUGAUCUGGACAGCCAUGGCUCCUUAUCAAAACAGAGAUUCCCCCCCAAAGGCUUCUUGGGAGUGUCCAAAGACUUUGGCAUGGCUCUGUCCAUUCCUUAUCCCCCUGAAUUCAGUGUUUCCCAAGGCAGGCCUAAGGCACUAAAGAUCCUCCUCAACCCUCAGGGUCACAGGAAGGAGUCUGUCCAAGUCUACUACGAGAAGGUGGAGCCUCUGCUGAAACUCCGCGGGAUAAAGACGGAUUGUGACAAUACAGAAUAUGAAGGGCACGCCCUGUCCCUGCUUGACGGAUGUGAGCUCCAGGGAUUUUGAUGGGAUGGUAUUGUCUGUGUUGGUGGAGAUGGAUCUGCUAGUGAAGCUGCCCAUGCCCUGCUCCUCAGAGCUCAGAAGGAUGCUGGGGUAGAUAUGGACCACCUCCUGACUCCCACGGGAGCUCAGCUUCCACUUGGCCUAAUACCAGCAGGAACUACGAAUGUAUUGGCACAUUCUCUUUGUGGAGUUCCUCAUGUAGUGACGGCAACGAUGCACAUUAUAAUGGGUCACAUACAGUCAGUAGACAUCUGUACCUUCAGCUCUGCUGGCAAGCUUCUUCGCUUUGGGUUCUCAGCCAUGUUCGGCUUUGGUGGAAGGACUUUGGCUCUGGCAGAGAAAUACCGAUGGAUGUCCCCUAGUCAGCGGAGAGAGUUUGCUGUACUCAAGGCCUUGGCCAAACUUCAGCCAGAGGAUUGCAAAAUAUCAUUUUUUCCAGCUGGAUGCUCUCAGGAUGAACAAGAAAGAAAUGCACAGCAAUCUCCAGAGUCUGAAAGUGCUGGUCAAUGGCAAACCAUCCAAGGGCAGUUCUUGAAUAUCAGCAUCAUGGCAAUCCCCUGUCUGUGUUCAGUGGCACCCAGGGGUUUUGCCCCCAACACCAGGUUAAACAAUGGAAGCAUGGCUCUCAUAGUUGUACGGAACACCACUCGACAAGAAUUUGUAAAGCACCUGAAAAGGUACUCCAGCAUAAAGAAUCAGUUCGAUUUUCCUUUUGUGGAGACUUACACCAUUGAAGAAGUGAAAAUUCAUCCAAAGAGUCAUAGCAGUGGAUACAAUCAGCAGGAGGAGGGUAGAGACCAAGCAGCUCUUCCAGAAAACACUUUCCCUUGGAAUGUAGAUGGUGACUUAAUGGAAGCCGCAUCCGAGGUCCACAUUAGACUGCACCCAAGACUGAUCAGGCUUUAUGGAGGAAGCCUGGGAAUGAAUGAUUCCAAAGUAGCAUGUAAUUGCAUAUAA